CUCACUGCUGCUCAUCGUCUUGAGCCACACUUCGGUCUAUAAAUUUAUAUAUUUUUAUAUCAAAGGAGAGGAUCCACUGCUUAUGGACCGCGCCGUUUGGUUUAUUUUAUAUAUUAGUGUUUUAUUUUUUUACUAGAUUAAAAAUAUAUAUUUUUUCUAAAAUCGGUAUUAUUUCUGAGAAGGAUCAGGAUGGCCUCUGAUGAGCUGUCAUCGAAGCUGAACCGGCGGCUCCACAUCGGACAGGAGCCGGCGGCGGCGGCGGCGGCGGCGGCGGGGAGCGGGAUGCCGGCGGAGGACGGAGCCGGAAAGGCGGCCGCUGCGAGCGACGGGAUCGGCGCCGGGGGAGGAGGACCGGGGUCGGGAGAGCUUCCGCGGCGCACCAUGAGGGUGUUCAACCCCUACAACGAGUUCAAGGAGUUCUCCAGGAAGCAGAUCAAGGACAUGGAGAGGAUGUUCAAACAGUACGAUGCAGGGAAGGACAAUUUCAUUGAUCUUAUGGAGCUGAAGCUGAUGAUGGAGAAGUUGGGGGCCCCGCAAACUCACAUAGGCCUGAAGAACAUGAUAAAGGAGGUGGACGAGGAUUUUGAUGGCAAGCUCAGCUUCCGGGAGUUUUUGCUGAUUUUUCGCAAGGCGGCGGCUGGGGAGUUGGCUGAGGACAGUGGGCUGCACGCCUUGGCGCGCCUCUCAGAAAUCGACGUUUCCACAGAGGGCGUCAAGGGAGCCAAGACCUUCUUUGAGGCAAAGGUCCAGGCCAUGAGCGAGUCGAGCCGCUUUGAGGCUGAGAUCCGCCAGGAGCAGGAGGAGAAGAAGAGGCAGGCGGAGGAGAGGAAGCAGAGGCAGGCCGCCUUCAGGGAGCUGCAGUCAGCCUUCCAGUGACUGCCGUGGCCCCGAGUCCGGGCGCCCCGGCACACCCUUCGUCUGCCUGCUCACCCGUCUGUGUUCCCGUAUUUCCUUUCCAUUUUGCAAACCAAGCAUAUACAUCUGCAAGAAUCCAAUAUGCAAGGACUCAGGUGUCUACACAAGAGAUAUCGCUCUUUCAGCCAGGAACACAGUUGAGCACACGAGAGCCUUCAUUCGUUUUACUAAUACGGCAAUGCACUGUAGUGAAGGGCUCCGGUGCCCAUCCGUGGAACGCUGGCUCCUCUGUUAUCCUUAUUUGGGAUUGGACUUGAUUUGUUAAAAAUUACAUACAGGAGACUGGCUUCCACAGGAGCAGCUGUUUGCACCCUGGUUUAGAGCUUGUCUCCAUCUUAGCAUCCAAUAUGGUCUGCCUACAUACCAAGGAUUAGAUACACCAUCCCCCCCCGGCAUGUCUGUAUAUUCUGUAUACAGCAUGUUCUAUAUAUUAGUAAAGAAAUGUCAGUAACAUAAUUAUUUAGUUAGAGCAAGGCACAUCUCAGUCAUUUAUUGCCACAUGAUCAUAAUUAAAUUUUUCUAAAAAUACUGAAAUAAGGACAGCUAAUAUAUCUUACAUGAAAACUUAUUUUCACUGCAUGGAUUUUGCAUGGAUGUAUUAGCAGUUGUAAUGGCAGAACUACAUGGUGAUAGAAUGGCAAACGGUGUUUGAACAACUUAAGUUUAGUCUCGAUUACAGACAUAUCGCCUUAUGGAAGUGACUUUGUGCAUCUUUUUAGAAGAGGGUGUAUCUAAUCCUUUCACACUAUUUAUGGGAACUGUUAUGAACUCCAUUCUUUAUGUGAUAUAUUUUCCUGUGUAAGUAGGAUGCACUUUUCUUAUAAUCAAAUAAUAGUUUAACGAGAUGAUACUCGGGUUGCUUGGAGAUCCUUCGGGUGCCAGAUAUUGUCGCCUUGUGAAAAAGCAAAGAUCCGCACUCACCCAGUUGCCAUCAAAUGCCCAAUGUCCAAAAUAGAUAGUAUCUAUAUAUAUAUAUUUUUUAACAUGUUUUAGUCCACAUCCUAAUAUGUGGUUUGGAUCUUUUUUGCGUAUGGGCUUAGUGGAAGAGAAGAUGUCUCUGCAUGCUUGGUGGUGGGUGUGUUUUGCAUGGUCACUGUGAUGUUCUGACAAUCUUGAUGCCAACGAUGACUCAGCCUGAAUCUCAUCUUCUACAUAUUUGACCCCAGUAUCACCCAAAACUGCCUUAAUUGGAGAAAUUCCAGUCUUGCGAUUUCUGAGUUAUGCCCUAUGGCUUCUCCAGUGCACCGCAAACCCAGCUCAUAACUGAUGGCUUGAUGCUGUGUCGCUACUGACACCUUGUGGGAUUAAGUCUGUAACUCAAAGUUCACAGUCCAAAUUCCAACCAGACUCUCUAAAGGCAAGCUCUCUUUGACAUGUUACAAUAAUAAUGAGUUCUACCGUAAAACUGCAGUAACUCUACCACUGAGAGUCGGUGCUUCCUGUUAUGUAAAAAUGAUUUCACGGGAAAAUAUAAAUGUGGCUCUGUGGGAUGGAUGGCUGGCUGAGGGCGCAUGCCUUGUUCCUCCACCUGUAAAUCACUUAAAGUUAUGAGAAAAUGAGUAACAUUUAUCUGAUGCUUUUCUCCGAAGUGACUUACAGUGUUGAGGUUACAAUUAUUUACC
Scleropages formosus (Asian bonytongue) is the source of this 2537-nucleotide messenger RNA. Its product is annotated as EF-hand domain-containing protein D2-like. Bases 190 to 876 code for a protein of 228 amino acids. Gene Ontology annotation, molecular function: calcium ion binding. NCBI's taxonomy places the organism in Eukaryota, Metazoa, Chordata, Actinopteri, Osteoglossiformes, Osteoglossidae. The transcript has 4 exons. The record is from RefSeq and is a predicted model, not a curated record.